AUGGCGAUUGGAGUAAAGGCAUUAGGUUUCUCUUUUGUGGCUCACUUCCUGGGUAUCGCUGGUGCGGCUAUGGUGCUUGUUUGGUGUAUAGGCUUCAGGGGUGGUUUAGCAUGGGAAGCUUCAAAUAAAAGUCUCAUCUUUAAUAUUCAUCCGGUUCUCAUGCUUAUAGGGUUGAUUAUCAUUGGGGGUCAAGCCAUUAUGAGUUACAAAUCCCUCCCAUUGAAUAAGCCAGAGAAGAAACUAAUCCAUUUAGUUUUGCAUGCUAUUGCUCUCAUACUUGGGAUUAUUGGAAUAUACACCGCAUUCAAAUAUCACAAUGAAAGCAGUAUUGCCAAUUUAUAUAGUUUACACUCCUGGCUUGGAAUUGGUGUUAUCAUUCUCUAUGGCAUUCAGGCCUUGCAAAAUAUGGCUCAGAGGCCUUCCUUGUGA
This is a messenger RNA of Fraxinus pennsylvanica, 429 nucleotides long. Lineage: Eukaryota; Viridiplantae; Streptophyta; Magnoliopsida; Lamiales; Oleaceae. The record is from the annotation of a GenBank genome assembly.